Podarcis lilfordi (Lilford's wall lizard) is the source of this 15029-nucleotide messenger RNA. The record is from the annotation of a GenBank genome assembly. NCBI's taxonomy places the organism in Eukaryota, Metazoa, Chordata, Lepidosauria, Squamata, Lacertidae.
CCCCUUGUUUGUAAGAGUUUGAUCAGGUUCCUCCUGGCCUGCAAUGAGAGCCAGGCAGCUUUAGGCCCCUGUUUACCCUCGAGUUAAUGAAUGAACAGGAAUCGGCACAACUUUCCAAAUGUACAGAAGCUUGGAAGGAUUCUGGCUCCAGGAACUCUUUGGGUGGGGGGAGAGAGACAGACAGACAGACAGAGAGCACACAAGAGCUCCGAGUUGUAAAUUCUUCCUGAGCUGUGAGGGGCAUUCACUGAGAUAGCCCUCCCACCAUGACCAUGGCAGGUGCAGUGGGCUGGCACUUGGCUGUGAAACUGGAGAGAGCUGGUUUGAGUUUGCACUUUAGCUCCUGGUAGGCAGGGAGCCUGGGCUGUGCUCACAUCUCCUCGGCGCAAAGAGCUGCAUGCCGCCCACCCGCAGGAGGAUGUCUCAGUGGCUCUGGAUCCUUGGAAAGGUCCUGCUCUUGGCGAGGGUGGCUGCCUCAGUGAACUUCUUCCAUCACCGCUAUGAGGAGCUGGUGCAAGCCCUGUUUGAUGUGAAGGGCGCCUGCCCAUACAUUACCAGGCUGUACAGCAUUGGGCGCAGUGUCCAGGGCCGCCACCUCUAUGUGCUGGAGUUCAGCGACUAUCCUGGCAUCCAUGAGCCCAGUAAGUGUUUUCCUGGGGUUGUAACCCUUUCCUGCGGCUGAGCAGUUGCUUCUUUGUGUGCUUCCAACCCAUGCCAAGUUCCGGAGCAGUGAGAUUCAGUGCUGCCCUGGCUUCUAACCAGGAACCCCUGUGGCCAGCAAAGCCCAGCCCCACGGCACUCCUAGCUAGGGCAAGCAGAGACUGUGGGGAGGAGGAGCUGUGCAGGAUGCAGCCGUGUGUCAGCUGACAGAGACUCGCCAUGGCGACCUGGCAUGUAUUUCUUUUCGUCUGUUGUUCAUUUUACACUUGAGGAAUCGAGGGAGAGAGAUGUGUCCAAAGAGCAGUCCGAGGUCUGUGGCUGAGGUAAAAUUUAAAUCCAGCUCCCUGGGGUUCAAGUCCAGAUCACUACCUGCUGCGCAACUCUGAUUCUAGGAAGAAGAGCUGAGGGAACUGGUUUGAAGUUUAUGGUUAACCUUGGCUGGUGAGGGAAACCUCCAUUUGGGGCUGCCUAGCUUUUCAUACUUCUAUGGCAGAUGUGGCUUUGGUGGAGCCUAAUGCCUCUGGAAGAAGUGAGGGAUGGGGUGUGCACUGACUUAGGUAGAUGCUGAGGCCAAUAGCCAGGUGACGACAGGCACCAGAGUCAGACAGAGGCAAGAGUUCUCAGGUUCUUCUCCAAGUACCUCUUCCAUCAGAGGUGAGAUGAUAAUCAACAAGAGAGGGGAGGACUUUUUUCUGACAAUGAUGCCCUGGUUGUUGAAUGACCUCCCCAAAGAGUUUCAUCUGCUAUAAUAUUGCUAACAUUUCAGUGUCGGGCAAAAGCAGUUUUAUUUACUCAGGCAUUUCAACUGACACGAACUGAUUCUAACUGAUCAAGACUUUUUUUGGGUGCUUCCAGGCAAGUUUUUAUUGUGGGAAGGUCAUUAGUAUCAAAUGGUCAGCCUGUAUUCCCCCUCCCCUCACCAUUCAGCCCAGCAUUUUGUCUACACAACAGCCCUGCAAGGCAAAUUCUGCUAAAAGCCAGUGAGCUUCAGGCUGAAUGUGAGGCUGUGUUUUCUCUCUCCAAGCUCAGCAGAAUACAGUGUUGGCUAGGGGUGCUUCUAGAUGGGUGCUUAAUUUGCAAGCAGGUUAUUGAGAUAUUGCAAAUGGGCAAUGGGAUCAUUAUAGCACCAACCCCAUAAUAAACACCCAACAGGAGGUACCAUAAGAAUGCCUGCAGGCCAUCUGUUUAGGUAGAGGAUAGGAACACAGGAGAGGGACAAGGAGCUGAGGAAGAGUGGAUAAGAAAGGGAAAGGGCUGUCUGCAGAUGGCAAAUUGCACAAGAGGUGUCUGGAUACGUUAGGAUUCCCUUUGACCUUGUUUUGUUUCCUUUGGGACUGGGAAAGUCGUUGCAAGCACGCUGCCCUUCCAUUUCUCCAAUGUGCAAUUUAACUGUCUUCUUCACCCCAUAGUGCCAUCUCUGAAUGUGGGGUUGAGCAGCAGGUAGGGUCCUUUUGCAGCCUGAGGAAGCCCUCGCCCUCCUGUACUCUGAAGGCUGCUUGUCUUGCAUAUGGAGUUAAAGGGGCCGCUUUAUGGGGGGAGUGGUUUUAGAGAAAAGAAUUUGAGGCCAGGCCAAGAUGAAGGAUUGAUUUGAUUUUGCAGUUCAGUCUAAAACCCCUCGAGGCUUUUGAAGUCUGGAAUGUGACAUAGCAGUGAGAGGAGAUGAAGGAACUGGGAAGGGGAGAGCUGGCUGUACAAAAUAAGGGCAUAGAGAGAACCUGACCUUUCUGAUUUGAAUGGACCCUCUCAUCAGUCCUGAAUCAAAGAAAAUGCUUCUCUCCCACCCCAAAAUUUACACCACUCCCAUACAGGCCAUUGCUUCUUGCAACUCUCUUGGGGCACGGAUUCCCAGGGGUUGCGCCACCCUGACUCCACAAUUCUUUGCGGGGUUCAGCAAGGUGGAGAAGAGCCACAGCUCAGUGACAGAGCUUUGUCAUUAUCAAUGGCUUUGCAUGCCAGAAUAUCAAGGUGGGGUUGGGAAUCUCCCUGGUCAGUGCCACUGCCAGUCCAUGUAGACAGCAUCAAGCUAGGUGGACCAAUGGCACGAAGUGGCCUAAGGCAUCAGCAGUUGUCUAUGACUCUGUGAUACAGUAGAUCAGCCUUUCCCAACCAGGUGCCCUCCAGAUGUUUUGGACCCCAACGCUCAUCAGCUGUGCUGGCUAGAACUGGUUGGGGAAGCCUGCAGUAGAUGGUGGAUGACCCCCACAGAGAGACUCUUCACAGCAGCACAAAAGGGCACAGCUAGAGUUUAAUCCCUGUGGGACAUGAAUGGGGAACAUGCGCCCUAGCCUUCUUCCCAGUGUCUAUGCUUUCAGAGCACCAGCCAACCCUGGGUAUUAUUCCAGCCACUGUUCUAAUAUCAGCAAAUCUAUCACUUUCCCAGUGGAGCCAGAGUUCAAGUAUGUGGCAAACAUGCACGGGAAUGAAGUGCUGGGCCGGGAACUGCUGCUCCAGCUCGCAGAGUUCCUGUGUGAACAGUAUCGGCAUGGCAACCAGCGCGUCACGCAGCUCAUCCAUGAGACGCGCAUUCACCUCUUGCCCACCAUGAACCCAGAUGGAUAUGAGGUGGCAGCUGCCCAGGUACCAGGCAAGCAUCCCUUCCUUAUCUCAGUAGCCAUGGUGAUGAUGGAAGAAGGUUGUCUGAGGGAGGCAAAGGGAGGACUAGCACAGGGGAAAACAUGCAGGAGGUGGGGUCAUGGAGGACAAGUCUAUCAGAUUCCAUUAGCAGCUCAUAGCCGUCAUUGAACUUGGAUCCAAAUGAAAUCAAUGGGUUAAGAUAAUCAUGAUUUAAGUUGCAUUUAUUUCAAUGGGAACUAAGUUCACCUAACUUAGUCUGGAUCCAGCUCAUGUUUAAAUUACUAUAAUUAUUUCUAAAGUUGCAUCUAUAGAUAUGAAUUAGUAUAUGUACAUUUUAAUCCCUCUUUUAAUGUCCAUUUUUAAUGAAUAAGUGUAUGGGUUUUUUAAGGGUCCUGAGCUCCUGGUCUUUUGCUGGAUCUUUUCCUCCUUCUAAAAACUUCUGUGUAUGUGGGUAUUUACUUUAUUUACAGCAGGGGUAGCUAAGCUAUCACCCUCCAGAUGUUGUUGGACUACAACUCCCAUCAUCCAUGACCAUUAGAAAGACUGACUGGGGCAGAUGGGAACUGGAGUCCAGCAACACCUGGAGGGCCACAGGUCAGCCACCUCUGCUUUACUGGGCACUUUGUAGAACACAGUGCUGGUGAGACCCCAGUCACCCUCCCACUUAAUUUGCCCAGAGGCAAAUUAGUGUCAUGAGUCUGUGCCCCAAGAUUUUUUUAAAGUACCUAGCAAUGCUUUUGCCUAAGUGGUCAGCCUACACACUGACCCUUCAUAGCACAGUAAUAGCCAAGCUAGUAACACUGGGGAUUUUUUUCUUAGGGAUUUGAUUUAGUCAUGGCUUCUAGACAAGUUCUGUGCCCUUCCACUGCAUUCUGGUGAUGGGCAACCAAAGCAGGCCGAGAUGCUUAGAAAGCUCAUUUAAUGAUACUGGACUUGUUUCAUCUGUCAAGAGUGGUACUAACAGCGGAGCCCCAUGGGCCAAGCCCCAGAGCUAUUGGUCUAGCUAUUGUGUUGAUUUAUUUCCACUCUCACUGGAUUUCUGAUGAAACUCAUGCGGUGUCAAUAUAUAUUCCCAGAGCUCCUUGAUUUGAAUGCAUUGCUUUCAUCUCUGGUACUGUCAGUAAUUCCUAGCCUUUAAAUGCCAGAACAGAAACUGUACUGAACAGGGCCUGGAGCACUGCCUAGUAAAGUAUUUAAUCUCACUGGAGACCCAGAUUGGUCAUGCUGCUAUUCUCAUUACUUUUUCCUUUAUUGGGCUUCCCCGUUCCGUUGUCUAGGGGACAAAUAGAUGCAAGAAUUUCUGACCAUAAAAAUAUGAGGAUUUGCUGCUGGGAGGGGAGGCGGGGGAUUCUGUGGAUUCUGAGCUAUUUUGAGUGCAACAGUCUGUUGUAAAGCAGCAAAUACAUCAAACUCUAAUCUAAUUUCAAUGAUGGUGGCUGCUGAUAAUGUUAAACAGGGUCAGAAGAUGCCUGCCAGCUGGGAUUAACACUCAGAAGCCCAGAGAUUUUUGCAUAUCCUUGUGUUUCCUGAAAUUCUCAUUGACACAUACACCAACAAAAGUGGCAAGGUGGGGUUUGGUGUGCACUUAGCCAUGCCUAGGACUCACAUGUUUACCAUUCAUUCUUCUCUAGAGCCAAAGUCCCUUAGGAUACCUCGUUGGGAGAAACAAUGCCAAUGGAGUUGACCUUAACCGAAACUUUCCUGACCUCAAUACUGUCAUGUACUACAAUGAGAAACAGGGUGGACCCAACCACCACAUACCCUUGCCAGACAACUGGAGGAGUCAGGUAACACAUUACUGUAGACUCACUCAAUGCCUAGUCUGCCUGGGUGUGCUUCACAAAAACAACACUCGCUUUAGGACACCCCUCCAGGGCUGUGGCAGUUCAGGUUCCCCUCUCUAAGAUCCUUCUCUUCUUCUUUUGCCUCAACUCCCACAUUAGUUCCAGUGUUGCUACAUCCAAUGUCCAUCUCUCAGUUUACUCCCAAUAUCCAGCACACUGGAUGUUCUGUUUCAGUGCCACCGACCCAUGGCUGCAGCAGGACAUAUGGGGUGCUUGGGUUUUAUCCCACCCACCAAUCCGACCAGUGAGGGCUGUGAAGUCCACAAGGUUGAUUUCUUGCAGUGAUGCAGAAGAAAAAUUUAUUCCCCUUGCCAUAUUGGCAAAACCUAUUGGUAUUUUGCAACUUUCUGACUAGUUGCAGGACCUUAGCCAGACCUAGCAGAGUAAACGCAGAAUCCACGGAAGCAACUGGCAACUUGGAUGCAGACAGGAUAGACGAAGCAGGAACCAGGAACUUUGAAGUUAGGUGUUUAUUAUACGCAGUGGACUAUUUACAGGAACAGAACACGGAUCUUUAGCUAGCUCUCUCUGACACGACUCACAACUCCUACGCUCACUGACACACUGAACCAUUGAAAUACUGAACUAACACAUUCCAGUUAGUAGGCCAUUAAUUAUAACUCCCUUGAGAGAGCUUGACCAAUCAGGGAGCUAUCUCCAUGUCUCUGUUAUCACCAGGCAGACUUACUCCUUCACAUGACCUUCUGGCUGUCUGCCAAACCUUAAUUGCCUCUGUGUGAGUAGUGACACAUACACAGUUUCUCAACAUGCCAUUCUCUUGGUCUUUCACUAGGAGCCAACCUACCCAUUAAGGAAAAGCAUGUACUUCCUGGACUGUACCACUUCACAAUGCAGAUAGGGUAAUCACAUAUUUGAAGAUCCUCUUCAUAAAAACCUCUCCUCAGCCCAUAUAAAAGUGGCACAUUCCAGCCUGGCACACGCCUAUGGCCUACUAGGGAGGACUCACUCCUGCCUCCAUUUUAAUUUCCACAGGAUGCAAUACAUCUGCUAUCACCAUAUAGUAAACAUGGGGGGGGGGGGCUGGAGGGGAAGACCACUGAAGGUGUUUUAUGUGGGCCACCCUCAAAAACCUGGCCAUGAACACAUUAAGGGGAAGGCCAUGCAAGAACCUUUCUCCUUGAUACGAUAGCUUUCCAACACCAGGUGACUUGACAUGGCAGAGCACUCAGUCAUGGAAGUCUACCUCUACAUUUUGAAGGGGUAUGGUCCUAGCAGGACUCUGCCCCAUGUUUGUACCAAACUGGGAAUGCUGGAAAUAAGGACGUGGUUCUUGCCUGGACUUCCCUGCUUCUCCCCCUUCGCAGGUGGAACCAGAGACUUUUGCUGUGAUUCAGUGGAUGAAAAGCUACAAUUUCAUUCUCUCGGCCAAUCUCCAUGGUGGUGCCGUCGUUGCCAACUACCCAUAUGAUAAAUCCCAAGAGCAGAGAAGCCGGAGCUUCUGGCAAGCACAGAACAGCCCCACUCCUGAUGACAGCCUCUUCCAGAAGGUGAGUGGUAGCAGACAUAAUAGCCACGGCACUUUCCCUGGGUGCUGGAUUUUGUUAGCUCUGAACAGUGCUGGAAUGUAGGUCUUCUUGAUGGGAAGCACAGGGAACUGAUGUUGCAAAGUCUGUUUACAAAUUAAUGAAUUUGAAUCUGGAUUCUGCCUGUGCCCUGCAAUGCUUAUGAAACUGAGUGGGUAGGGACUUCCGGGGUGGCGCCAUCGGCAAUGGCGGACUCCCUCUGAACUGGAGGGACUAGCUCCGCGUGAAACGGGUCUUUUCCGCUACGGCGAAGCGGGGACCCAUUUAAAAAUCACAGGCGGAUGAAGCCUGUGACCAUGGGACUCGGUGGGCACCCUUAGCGCCCCCCCAACUCGCAAAGGAACCCACUAAUGGGCUCCGGAGUGAAGAGGGGGAAGUGGCGCGGUGCUGUGAGUCAACUGCUAUUUCCGUGGAGCGAAGCCGCAUAGCCGUUGCCGGAGAGCGCUGCCUUUUUCCUGGGACAAUUUGGACUCUAAAAUAAGCACCCGUGAGUACUUGAACUCUGAACAACUGGACCUUAAAUAAGGACUUGCGAGCAGAAAGGAAUUGGAUUUAAAAAUUUAUUUCAAUUUGGUACUGAACGGGAAGGUCUAAACAGGAAGUCAGCCUUCCGUUCUUUUGUAGACAGAAUAAAGCAAAGACAACGUAAACUAGAGCUCAGAUAAUCGCUUUUAAAGGAUUGGAUUUCACCAUUUAAAAUUGUGGAACCCCCCUUCGACAGCAGGAGAAGAAGGUGGAUCUUUUUCGGACUGUUUAAAGUGAGUUUAAAAUAAAGUAACUUUUCACCGUCCUGAUCCUGGAGCGGGGUGUCAGGACUGACGUUUGAAGCUCAUUGACCAAAGACAAACGUUUUUGACAGAUAGCUAAAAGAAGAGAAACAUAGUGAUUCCGCUGUUUCCCUUCGCAUUUUAAAGGAACAAAUAUUGACAAAAUAUCUCAAAAAGGAAAACUUUGUUGCAAGAACAAAUAGAAGUUUUCCCCCUAGAGGGAGACUGUGAAACUGUAACCAAUUCCAGGGAGCCGGCAGCUGUUACAGAUUACAAUCGUGGGAAUAGACAUUUGACCUUGCAGGACAAUGUAUUCAGAAGCUCUGUUGUGUGCUUUCUAUAAAACAAAUGCCCUACUGGAACAGUUACAUGAGAAGAUGAAUUUGAUGGCGACUUCGACUAGAAAUUUUGAACAGGCAGUGGGAAAUUUUGAACAGACAGUGGGAAAAUAUGUGGAGCCCACCCAGGAAUUAAAUCAGGAGUGUGUCCUGACAGAACAGGCCCAACAGGAAUAUGAGCUUUCGGACUUGACAAAUGAACUUGGAAAAAGCCAGAUUUGGAAAGAAAAAGUUUGGUUUGGCUUGGAAAUGGGGGGCUGGAUUGACCCCCCUAUGCUGGGAUGUUUGGACUUUUCAAAUCUGGCAAUGGGCCGUGAGAUGUUUGGGAUUGUGGGGGCUCUUAAUUUUGGAGGGUUUUUGAAACAUGUUUUUAAAUACCAUAUGGAAUUUAGUGUUGAAUAUGGAAAAGGGGCUGAUCUGUCAAGAAGGGUCAAAAAUAUUGCCAAGCUGGAGUUACCACGAGCAGGAGACAAGGGAAAACACAGUUACAAAUAUGAAGAAGAGCUGCGGAAGGGACAUGGAAGAGACUUGAGGGCCUCGGAUAUAAGGUUGCCAGGUUAAUGCGCUAGAUCGAUGGGAUAAUAAGGACUGACAAAACCCGGGACCAGGAGGAAGGGACGCUGGAUGAAGAUUGGAUCUGUUUCUAUUUCUUUUUUUUUACUAUUAGGACUGUUUUAUAAAAUUGAUGAAUGUUAGAAAAAUGUUGGAAUGAAAUUACUCGGCUUUAGUAAAGAUGCUUAAAGAAUUAUGAAAGAAUAUUAUGGUUAUGAGAAGUUGGUAAGGAUAAGAUUUAAGCUUUAAGUUUCAAGUUUUUUUUAUAUAUAUAGAAAGAUAAGAUUAAAACAGUUUAAGGUAAUGUAAUGACAGAAUAUUAUGAAAUAUGGAAAGGAUUUGCUGGGAUAAUUAAUAACUAGGAUACAAAGAAAGGGAGGAGGAGGAGGUCAAAGAAAGAAGGUAAUGACAGUUGAGGAUUUGAGAAUAAUGAAUUUGUUUUUAAAUGUUCUUAAAUGUCUGUGGUGUAUUUUUGUUUUUUUCUGUUUUUUUUCUUAUUUUGAAUUUGUAUUCGUAUUGUUGGAAGUGGUUUGUUUUUCCCCUUUUUUACUUUGGUAACCAUUUUUAUUUUGUAUUUUCUUCUUUUUUUAUUUUUAUUUUGUAACAUUUUGAAAAUCUCAAUAAAUAUCUAAUGAAAAAAAAGGAAAAAGAAACUGAGUGGGUAGGAAUCUAUGACUAGCUUGGCACUUUCUUUACAGCUGGCCAAAAGCUAUUCAUAUGCCCAUGGAACGAUGCACCAAGGCACAAAUUGUGGAGAUAUCUUUCCUGAUGGCAUCACCAAUGGAGCCUCCUGGUAUUCGCUCAGCAAGGGUAAGGCCAAGGGGGAAAGGCAGGGGCAUUCAAAAUAGCCCAUGUAGGAGGAAUGGGGGAUGGAGAGAUUGGGAGAAGAGGAAAGGGAGAGACUCAGCUAGGUAAUUCUGGAGGGAAGAAACAAUACAUGUGACCCCAUAUGGAAAUUCUGUACAUUGGAAGAGGAGAUGAAGAGCCAAUGGUGCCUGUGCCUAAAGAAGCCUGUUUUGUAAUAUGUUUGUUUUUCCAUCUGUUCCUGAAAUGUGGGGGUGGGGAACCUUUUUCACUCUAAGGGGCACAUUCCUUCAUGGGCACCUUUCUGAAGGCCACAUUUCAGUGGCGCACAGGGCCAGAGUCAAAGUGAGCACAGAAAGGGAUGUGAAAUUUACCUUUGUAACGUGGAAAACAUUCCAGCCCUGCAAAGCUCAGACAUUUGUACACACCAGAACUUACGCACGUCUCUUUACCUGGCCCCCACAAUCCAGCAAGGGGCUGAGGUGAUUUUAUCAAACAGGGGAGGGGAAACUUGCUUCUUCUUAUGCAUGUCGGUAGUGGGUGCGAAAGCACUGGAUAUAAAUGUUACCUUUGUACAGCAGGCUGUUUUCCGCACAAACUCGCACGCCCCUCUCCAUCUUCCACCCAGGUAAGCAAGAGGCAUCAUCAGAGGACAAGGGCAUGUUCUCCAACCAAGCAAAAGCAGAGCCAGGAAGGGGUGUGGCUUGGGGAGAGUCCCAAGGGUCAGACUGAGAGGACUGGAGGACUGCAUUCAGCCCCAUUGUGGAACAAAUCAAUAUCCUCAUCUCUUUGCCUUGCAGGGAUGCAAGAUUUCAAUUAUCUGCACACCAAUUGCUUUGAGAUUACCCUUGAACUGAGUUGCGAAAAAUUUCCACCAGAGAGCAGUUUGGUGUUUGAGUGGCGGAAAAAUGCUGAAGCACUUAUCACCUACAUAGAGGAGGUAAUAAAGCUGCCAGGGUGUCAUCCUGCCCAAUCCCUCUACAAAGUUGUCUCAUUUCCCCCUGGAUCCAUUUUUAAAAUAUGGUGUUACAUUGACUACUUUCCAGUCCUCAGGUGCGGACGCUGAUUUGGCAAUUUGUCAGUUUUUAUUUUGCCCAUUAGCUAAAUUUCUCAUCAGCACUACCUGCCUUAGUUCCCCAGACUCACCUCCAGUGCUCCAUGGCAGCUGCCUUAUGCCCAGUGCUUUUUUUUCUUUAAAGAAAAUGUUUAGGGGUACUUUAAUUUUCCUUACUCAUAUUGAAAUACUGCUCCUCAAUGAGACCAAACUUAGAUGCACAAAAUGUUUAGGGGUAUGCGUACCCUGCAUCCCCCCAGAAAAAAGCGCUGCUUAUACCAGACCACGACCAAGUCAGAGCACUUGUCCAUCCAAUUGAGUACAGUGGUACCUCAGGUUACAGACGCUUCAGGUUACAGAUGCCACUAACCCAGAAAUAGUACCUUGGGUUAAGAACUUUGCUUCAGGAUGAGAACAGAAAUUGCGGGGCGGCAGCGGGAGGCCCCAUUAGCUAAAGUGGUACCUCAGGUUAAGAACAGUUUCAGGUUAAGAACAGACCUCCAGAACGAAUUAAGUUCUUAAUCCAAGGUACCACUGUACUGAAAGUUACAGGCAGGGCUUUUGGCAACCUUAUCUGGAGAUACCAAGGAUCUCUUUGGGUCUUUUGCAUUUGGAACGUGUGCUUUAUCACUGAGCUAGAAUGCAUCACUUGUGGGGUGUGGGUCAAGCUCUGUUCUCAGGAGCUCUUCUUCUUCUUCUUCUUCUUCUUCUUCUUCUUCUUCUUCUUCUUUGAAUUUAUAUAUACCCGGAGGUCUCAGGGAGGUUCAUAGAGCUAGGCAAGCCGAACCACUGCAUUCUGGAUCUAGGCAGUGUGGACUCCCUUUCCCCAGUUCUAAGGGUAUCCACUUAUUUGUUUGGUAUUUGUGAUUUGUAGGUUCACCAGGGCAUCAAAGGUCUGGUGUCCGAUGACAACAACAACAGGCUCGCAGGUGCUGUCAUCUCAGUCAAAGGAAUUGCCCAUGAUGUCACUUCAGGUCGGUACCCAGCUUGACACAGGCCAGACUAUUAUCAUAGGUGGUAAUUAAAUGGCAUUGCUGUAUUUGUAUGUCCCACAUUUAUAAUCUGAAAGAAAAACCUUCAUAUAACAGCCAGGUAUACUUUUGUUUUGAAAAUGACUCUCUUCUGCUUUCUGCAUUACGUUAACAACAUUCGCAGUGAGCCAUUCUGGAAGACUAAAAGGGGUUCUGAGAGUCUGUUGUGAAGAUAUCUAUUCCUUGUGACCAAGUGCCCCACGCAGGGGCUAUAAAGGGUAUAAGCUUCUCAUAUAAAAACAAGCAAAAACAAAAUAGAAAAGGCCAUGAGUUAUGUCCAGUGCUUUUUUUCUAAAAAAAAAAAUGUUUACGGGUACUCUCAUUUUGACUCAAGAAAAUCACCAUUUUAUAGUUCAAAUUGGGAAAAAUAAAUACAAUAAAUGGGCAAAAGUACAAAGAUUCACAAAAUGUUUAGGGGUAUGCAUAUCCCUGUGUACCCCCAGAAAAAAAAGCACUGGUUAUGCCUAUAGCUUUAUGGUCUCUUAAGCAGCCAGUUUCAAUAUCUUAGUAGUCAAAGAGUUCAUCUAGUCCAACACACACACACCGAUGCAGUAAAUCUACUGCUGUAGCAGUGGGCCAUUGAGCUCAAUAAGAAUCCCCCCCUCAUUGAAAUUUUGGGGUGCUAACCCCUGCCCUUCCCUGCACUUUCUGCAGGGAAGUAUCAGUGAUUUCCGUAAGUGGAAAUAUUGUGAAACAAACAAGCAAGCAAGCAAGCAAGCAAGCAAACAAACAAACAGAUAAACUUGUUCUCUGGCCUGGCAGAGUACAUUGCAAGUUUGAGCUGUGUUCAUAGUGAGUGUCACCGGGCAGAUACAUAAUUCAACACUUUGUUAGAGGAACAAUCAGGACCAACUGAACCCUGAUUCUGGCCAGGGUUCCCCCCCCCCUAAGACUCCCUAAUUGUGGGGUUGAGGCCAGGCAAGUCAAGCCCAAGUGGUGUCCUCUGGCUCUGCUCUCUAUACCUUCUCAGCCCCUCUUUCUCUUUGGUAGGAGAACAUGGUGACUAUUUCCGGCUGCUGCUGCCUGGGACUUACACAGUCACUGCAUCAGCGGAUGGAUACCAGCCACAGACAGUGACGGUGACAGUGGGCCCAGCUGCACCCACGGUGGUGAGUGUUGGGGAAAGGUUAAAGGUGCCAGGUUCUUCUAAGCUGGGCCUUCAGGCGUGAAUUAGAGUAGGGCCACCAGGGAGAUAGUGGGAAGAAACCUUCCCUGCACCCCUAUGAGAGUUGGGUCAUGGAAUUAUGGUUAAUAAAAAUGUGGAAACAUUGAGAGUAUGGGAAAGCAUUAGCCCAGCCCAGCUUCAGAAGUUCACCUUCUCUUUCAGACUGGUAAGAAGAAGACCUCCCAGCAUUUCCCUUAACCAUUGCCCUACUCAGCCCUGUCUACGACCCGCUCAUUGGAUGCACAGAAAUCCAGGAUGGAUAGUUUAAAGCAGACCACUCAUGUAAGGUUGCAUCUCUUUGUGCUCCAGGUGCCCCACUAGAGCCUUGGCUGAGAAAACCAUGCAGCUCCUACUCCUCAAGCUGUGCUACCUGGGGCCAUGUCAGCACCUGACAUCCUUAGGCCAAGGCCCCAGUUCUCCAGCACUGACACUGCCCUAUGCCCCCCUUUUAAAAAUAUUAAUUCUAUCCCAGAGUUCCAAGUAUCCAGGUGGCUGAUAUUAGCCACCAUUUAAAUUUUCCACAUUUCUCCCCACCUAGUGUUACCUUCAGGCAUUUUAGGAAAUUAAACUGGCUGCUAGCCCAGCACUGCUCAGAGCACUCUUGUUGCCAUUUAGAAAUACCCAGCCCCAAAUCUGGAACUGGUAAAGUACUAAGUAAUGUCUGUCCAAAGAUAUAAAAUAGUUAUUGCAUCUUUUCUUGGCCCACCCCAAUUAAAGGCUGUGGAUGCUUUUUAGUUACACAGCACUCUUAACCUCAGCUCUAAUUCUGUCAUUCUGUAGAACUACAAGUAGCAAAUAGCCUCUCUAAAUUCUAUUAAGCUGCUUUGGAAAACUGUAUUUGAAACAGGGGGUGUAGUUAGGGAGAAUGAAGGCCUCCUGUCAGUCUGCAAUGGAAAGUUGGAGAAUCUCUAGAUAUGUUCUUCACCCCUGACCUUUUGCUUUGCUAUUUAUUUGUCCUCGGGACCUUGUGUAACACAGUUGUGUUUUAACUCAGCAACCAUAUUCCAUACAAAAGAAGGAAGUUUGGCAAGUUUCCAUUUUUGGCAGUGCUGGAGUGUGGGGGCUGGGCGUUCUUUUUGUCCUGAGGUGCUAGAAUGGUCAUUUCUCUGAGUUAAUUGUCCCUGUUUACCAUCCCCUUGUGACUUGGGGCUGGCACAGGACUGGGCUUUCAAGACUAGGAAGCCCAGGCUGAUCUCAGUGAAAUGAGCCAUAUACUUCAAGGGGCAUUUAACUGUGAUGUUGGGGAAGCAAAGGCAGCCUAACACCCCCUUCAGGAGAGCCUACUCAGUCACUGAGCUGCCUUCCAACCUCCUGGGCCUUAAGGCUGCAUUCUGCCACUCAAACAGCCUGCAGCCCUCCUGCGACUCUGUGGAGGUGCCCAUCUUCUCUGUGAGCUUCUGAUCUUCCCCAGCUUAGCCCCACCCCAUUUCAAGAGAGGAGACAGCCAGAUUUUCUGGAAUGCUCUUAAUGCAUUUCUGAUGAUUUACUGAGAGGCUCCACUGCCAGGGAAACCCUCACCCUGCAAGGGGGUGUAGCAUAUUGGGGGCGGGGAGUGGAGCGAUGAAGCAGUGCUGUGAAUCAGAGAUCGGCUGAGCCACCUGCUGGUGGAAGGAGAGAUGGAAACCUAUUGCUGACUUUCUGGAUCCCUAGCCAAGACCUCCAUGUCCCAUCAAAGAGUAAAAUAAACACUUUCCCCCUUAAACUCAUUGAGCUUUGUUACUGGCCAGGCCUUGUCACCCGUAGCAAGCCAUGUUCUUGGCUUCAAGCAUUUAAAACAUAGCAUUUAGUGUAUUUGAGGCCAUCGCUGAAUCAUGGACUGUGUAGUGGUGGACUUGAAUACUAUGAUGCCCUGUAUGAGGCCAAGAUUUGGAGCCAGCCCCCCCCCCCCCGUCCAGCCCUUGCGCUGCCUUCCCAAAGGCAAAUAAGGAAGUUCCCUGCUUUGGGAAGAAGGUGUGAGGCUCUGGCAGGGUGCUAGAGCCCUCCCAUCUCCUUCCCAAAGCUGGGAAAGUGCUGAUUAGUCUUUGAAAAGGAGGUGGGAGGACUCCAGAACUCUAUCAGAGCCUCACAGUUCUUCCCAAAGCCCAGUGCCUCAUUGACUGGGCUUUGAGAUGGCUCCCCCCCAGCUCAGAGCCCAGUUCGUGGCACCACUUGCACAGCCCAGUUAGAGGACAGCAAAUAGGAUACAGGGCCACCCUAGUAUCAGCACCUCUGACAUUGCUGAGUUGCUCCUCUUUAAAUGGACAUAUCCUAUCUUGGGAUGAUUAAUUUUACACCCGUUUUGGAUUUGAGCUUACUUGAUUAAUCAAGUACUGUAAUUAAUCAAGUAACCAAUGCAGGAGUCACAUGAUACAGGAGGUGGCUUUGCAUUGAAUGGCAGCAUGGACUCUAGUGGUCUUCUCUCUUCCAGGUGCAUUUCCAACUCAGACAGAGCACUGUGGACAGCCCUCGUGUACAAAAGGCUUCUGACAGGGUCCCCAACAGUAAAGCCCUGCAUAAGAAGGUUGUGCCACGAGCUGCCCAAUGGGAGACGCCACGGUGAAGGCAGACCUCGGCUGGGUGAAAGCUGGUGGAGAUAUCGAACAUGAGAUGUCAACAAGGCUGACUGAUGAACUUUCCAAGAUCCAUCUAUUGUGAUACCCAUAAACAUGAAAUGAGCCUAAACCUUCUUGUUUAUUAAAUGGCUAGUAUUUAACUGC